This is a messenger RNA of Ambispora gerdemannii, 1041 nucleotides long. The record is from the annotation of a GenBank genome assembly. NCBI's taxonomy places the organism in Eukaryota, Fungi, Glomeromycota, Glomeromycetes, Archaeosporales, Ambisporaceae.
AAUCUUUAUUCGAAAAGCUAGCAAUCUAUCUGGCUGAAGUGCAAGAAGCUGAUUUUGCUGCCACUAUCGCUGAGCCUCAUGAGACCUUUCAUGAGCUCUUAGAGGCAGCAACAGGAGUCCCUCAAGAUGAAGACCAAAAUCAAAUCCUUUGGAAGAAAUUCAUGGAUUUUUUGAAAGCACAGUCAGCAAAAGCCAGAAUAAAAAGUCCUACAGCAGCAGCACUAGCUUUCCAAAGCCUGCAUGAAAGAAUAACGAGUUCUAAAGUCAAACUCAGAUAUUUGAAAAGAAAUUUUAAUGGUAAUGCUCUUACUUCUGAUGUCGAGCAAGCCAGAGCUGAGGAUCUGCUACCUAAUGUGAUUCGAAAGCAUGAAGAGGCUGAAGUGCGUGAUGCAAAUACAGGCCGUCUCAUAUGUGCAGUUUAUCGAAAUCGCAUCAGCAAGGAGGCUCUGGACUUCAUGUUCGAGUCAGUUCUCUUAAUGUUCCAAGAACGCUCUAAAGUAAAAAGGGGAGAGGUUGAAAAGCUAAAACAAGGAAACAUGGUGGCUGCAGGGUAUCUGUGCACCCGACAUUGUGGAGUAUUUACACAUGUUCGAAAUGUAGCUAAAGCCUUGCUGAAUACCCAAGAAUUCGAAGAUAGAGAAGCCCAUAUAGUGGCUAGUGUAAGUUUGCUAUAUAAUUAUGUAAUGCAUUUAUUUCCCAAAGAGCUAGUAGAGGAUGUAGCUAAACUGCUCAAAGAACAUGACCUGCCCAGACUGGAUGGUGGCAAAUAUGGAGCAAAAGGAGCAGUUGGUUUCGAUAUGACUUAUAGAGGAACAGCAAUACAUUUGCCCUACCAACUGGCAAAAGGAAAUUCAUUUAAAACAGCUCAGAGAAAGGCUAUUAAUGAAGAGAAGGAUGAGGCAGCAGAUAAGGAGGGUGGAGAAGCUAUUGGGAAGGAUGUAAUCGGUGGUGAGGAGGAUGAGGCAGCAGAAGUGGAGGGUGAGACAGCAGAAGUGGAGGAUGAGUUCGAUAAAGAGGAGAGUGUGGAUAUAAGUAAGGAGG